AUGGCGGGACGACUGAAGGAGAAUACGAAGGAAGCGUUAAAGAUCAUCGGAUGUGGCAGUGCUCUGUUCCUGGGGAAGCUCAUGGCCUCUGGAGAGGAACUCUUCUAUGCCAAUGCUCUGAUGCCAGUGUUGCAGAGGUUUGUGGGAGCAUAGACAGCUCAUGUCAUGGCGGUACGACUGAUUGGUCUUGGACUUGUGCCUCGCAACAACUACAAGUACCCAGCCUCACUGGAAGUGCAUGUGAUGGGUCGAAAGUUCCAGAACCCAGUCGGGAUAGCAACAGGCUUUGAUAAGCAUGGCAAGGCAGUGGAUGGUCUAUAUAAACUGGGCAUCGGUUUCGUGGAAGUGGGGACCGUCACCCCAAAGGCAUAG
Xyrauchen texanus (razorback sucker) is the source of this 372-nucleotide messenger RNA. It is a transcript of the gene dhodh, whose product is annotated as dihydroorotate dehydrogenase. The record is from RefSeq and is a predicted model, not a curated record. Gene Ontology annotation, cellular component: cytoplasm; mitochondrial inner membrane. Gene Ontology annotation, molecular function: dihydroorotate dehydrogenase activity. Lineage: Eukaryota; Metazoa; Chordata; Actinopteri; Cypriniformes; Catostomidae. Gene Ontology annotation, biological process: 'de novo' pyrimidine nucleobase biosynthetic process; pyrimidine ribonucleotide biosynthetic process.